UAUCCUUUGUGAUGUCUUAUCGUAAUGAUGCUCGAUUAUACGUUGGAAAUCUCCCCGCAGACAUAAGAGAAAGUGAAAUUGAGAACAUUUUCAGAAAAUAUGGACGUGUUGUACAUGUAGAUCUUAAACAACCUCGAAAUGGGCGUGGUUUACCUUUUGCAUUUGUGGAAAUGGAUCAUCGACAUGCCGCCGACGAUGCAGUUCAUCGCAGAAAUGGAUAUUCAGUGGACGGAUAUCGAAUAAGAGUUGAAUUUCCGAAAGGGUCAUACUCGAGAUCUUCCAACAGGACGUCGAGUUUUGUUCCACGAAGAUCUAAGAACUCGGUUAUUGUCUCGGUCGUCUCAAGUAUUAAAAGGAUUGCAAGAAUCGACAGAAAAUUAUCCAAAAACAAAAAAACUAUUCCCGCAAUUCUUCAUAACACGAAGGACUAUAUUGAAAAAAUUACGCCCAACACUGUAAAGUUAUCUGAGAUAGAUUCUUUCACAGAAUCGCUAAAGAAAUUUAAACUUAAAAAACCCGAAGUUUUGAUGAUCAUUAAUUUGAUGCCCCGGUCGGAAGUUGAGCUUUACACCAUAAUUGAGAUGAUAGAAAGUCGCUUUUCUAAUGAUGAGAUACAAGAUAUGAUUCAAUUAAUUAUAUCUGCUCUUGAACGUUAA
Molecule: messenger RNA, 656 nt
Organism: Octopus sinensis (East Asian common octopus)
Lineage: Eukaryota; Metazoa; Mollusca; Cephalopoda; Octopoda; Octopodidae
Product: probable splicing factor, arginine/serine-rich 5
Exons: 3
Coding region: 12-656 (214 amino acids)
Biological process (GO): DNA-templated transcription initiation; mRNA splicing, via spliceosome
Cellular component (GO): RNA polymerase complex; nuclear speck
Molecular function (GO): RNA binding; nucleotide binding
Source: RefSeq, a predicted model, not a curated record